UUUCGGAUUCAAACGCGUCUUUUUAAGUUUUUUCAGAGGCUCCGUUUGGGAACCUGUUUCGACCAAUCAGAGCGUUCGAACGGGGUUAUCUACCUGUUUGAAACGAAACGUUGACACACGAUGCAGGUGCCAGGGAGCGUAUGCUUGUCAAACCGAAUGUCAGUUCCAUUCUCUAGUCGUAAAUAAUCCUCUCCAUUCACAAAAUAAAGAUGACCACAUCUGUCCAUCCCAAGUCGACACUGGACGCUCUCCCCAAAUCUUUUGUAUCCGCGAUGCGAGUUCUGUUCGACGUUAUGGACGAUAAACGAACCGGGUACGUCCGUUUUGCAGACAUUGAAAAACGUUGGCAAGAAAACGGUUCCGUAACUCGCGGUUUACCCAGUGGGGUUAUCGAGAGCUUGCGCAAAGUUACCCCCGCUACUGGUUUAUUGACAUUCGAACGUUUCUGCGCCGGUUUGAGAAUUUGUUUAUUGCGCCACGAUUCAAAUAAACGCGCUGGUCAAAGUCAACCCAACCUUCCUAAAUCUUGCCUGACAUCUCGCCCCUCUUCGGUCCCACUGCCCGAAAGAGGCAACAGUGGGAUAUCAAUCAGAAAACCUAGUACACCACUGGGAAAAAUUAUCCACACGUCCAAUUCAUCGGAGAGACUGAUGCCGAUCAGUGUUCUCGCUCCCGUGCCGUCACGCAUGAGCCGUCACAAUACCGCAACGGUGCGUCCCAACAAUACAACCUUCGUGCAACAGAGGGCUAUUAGUAUGCCCCAAUUACAAACAGAGAUUAAGUCAUAUCAAGCGCUUCCGAAACGUGAUGCCCCCUCUCCUUCGACGUGGGGCAAGAAAGAGGGGGCUAAAAGGAUUAUGCAACCUGGGGAUCGUGAACCAAUGGACAGAAAUAAAGUGUCUUUAGCUUUGGAGAAAUGGAGGAUGAUGAAGUCUUAUCCUGCACCUAAAGAAAAUCAAGAAAAUGUAAGGCCGUUGAGGAAUGUUCCUAUGAGAAAUUCGUCGUCCUAUCCAAGUUUACCGAACGAUCAAGUUUCCAGUAGUGAUGUAGACAGUGGAGUUAGUUUGAGACCUCAAGACCGUGGGCCUGCAGCAAAAAAAGCAAGUCGAAGAAGAGAACCCAGAAGACACACUGUUUCUAAUGGAAUAGAUUAUAAUAUGAUUAAAAGAUUAAAACUUUUAGAACAAGAAAAGGAUUUCUUACUACAAGGAUUAGAUGUUGUUGAAAGAGCACGGAACUGGUAUUUACAACAGAUUUCAAAUGUUAAUGACAAGUUGGACCGUGUUAGUAAAUGGGACAUUCCACAUUCAGAAUAUUCAAUGGAUGCACAGCAUGAAAGAUUAAAUUUUCAGAUGACCAGAAUAUCUGAAGUCAAUCAGCAUUUAAAUGCUUUAAUGGAAACAUCAGAAAAGGGAUUUCCUAUCCAUAUGAAUUUAGCUGUUCACCAGAGCAGCCUAUAUAGUGCUCAAAAAACUGCAACACAGACAAUACAAAGGUUAAAAAACCAAAACCAUGCUUUGACAGAGGAAAUAGCAAAAAAGAGUGAAAUGAUAACUCAACUGGAAACAGAAAAAUCGGCUCUCAUACGAGAAUUAUUUCAUGCUCGAACAUAUCCUAAAAAAGAGCCGAAUGACACAACUUUGUGGUAGUUUUUGUUUGAUUCAUUGAAUUAAUGUUAUGUUUUUAAAUUUAUAUCAUGAGGCAUUAGAGAUGGACUUUAUAACUUGCCAUCCUGGGUAGAUAAAUAUUACAUUUUCAUAAUAGACUUGAGUAUUAUUAGAUAUACUGAAAGUGGAGUCAAUUCAGAAGUGGCCAACAUGUUUUGAGAAAUAUAUAUAAAUGUAUUUGUGUCCUUGGAAAUCAUCUAGCAAAAUUUUAAAGGAGGAUAAAGGGAAUCAAAAUAUGAGUGAAUAAAAUGUGCAUCCAGAAAUGGUACAUAUACGUAUGUAGGAAAAUGUAAAGUGAAAGUAAAUUUAUUAAAUUGUUUAAUGAGUGGUUUUACAACAGAUGCAAACAAACUAUAAUACUAAUAGAAAUACUUGACAGCAUUUAUGUAUAGAUAAUAAUACACAUCCCAAGAUUUCAGGUACAACCAAACAUUUCCAAUAAUAAGUGUCUGGUGACGAUAUCUAGCUUUAAGUUAAUGUGAGAUUAGUAUAUGGUUUGAUGCUUUGAAUAUGUUGUGUACAAACAAACAAAUCAUUUCUGGAUUCAUAUGGUAUAAUAAUAACAAGCUAUUUUUAUUCCCUCUACCAGAUUUUAUAAUUUUGCUUGUUUAAACUUAAUUGUGUUAUUAUAUACAGUGUCAGAACAUUAUAUUUUUUUUUCUAGCAAAAUGCAUAAAUACUAAAAAUAAAUAGGCAUAUGUUUUAUGCGUAACACAUCAACAUGAAUUGACUCCAUUAUUGACUAGCAAUAUUUGAAUUAUGCAAUAAAUUUAUUUGAAUUGUUGAUAAAAGCACAUAAAAAGUUCCUUGCUUGGAUAUGUUUUAUAAAAAAUAUAUAUUUUGUACAGAUGUAAUGUUUUUACU
Molecule: messenger RNA, 2531 nt
Organism: Argiope bruennichi
Lineage: Eukaryota; Metazoa; Arthropoda; Arachnida; Araneae; Araneidae
Product: suppressor APC domain-containing protein 2-like
Exons: 6
Coding region: 210-1649 (479 amino acids)
Source: RefSeq, a predicted model, not a curated record